Molecule: messenger RNA, 12964 nt
Organism: Aplysia californica (California sea hare)
Lineage: Eukaryota; Metazoa; Mollusca; Gastropoda; Aplysiida; Aplysiidae
Product: MAM and LDL-receptor class A domain-containing protein 2-like
Exons: 21
Coding region: 50-12613 (4187 amino acids)
Cellular component (GO): membrane
Molecular function (GO): protein binding
Source: RefSeq, a predicted model, not a curated record
GGGGACUCUUAAAGUGCAACUACUCCCAGAAGCUUCUUCGGCUACAGAUAUGUGGAUCAAGACGGGUAGUCAAGGACCUUUAUGGAGGAAUGCUCAAAUUGAUUACUCUGCCACGAAAUACUAUGAGCUGGCUUUUGUUGCGGACAGGAACGUUACUUCGACCUCUUACGGACAAAGUUAUGUCGCCAUUGAUGAUGUCGUUUUCACGGAUGCAGCUUGCAGCACUCCCAUGUCCACAACUCCGUCAGAUCACACGAGAACAACACCAAGAACAUUUGGCCCCACCUCGUAUGACUGUGACUUUGAACAGAACACGACUUGCCAGUGGACCCAGGACACUACUGACGAUUUCAACUGGGAUAUUCAGAAAGGCAGAACAAAUUCUUACAACACUGGACCUUUGGCAGAUCACACAUCUGGAACUGGAACAUAUAUCUAUACAGAGAGUUCAGGCAAGUCAAAGAACGACACAGCUCGGCUGAUCAGCCGUGACAUCAGCGUGCCAGCAGACGGCAUCUGCCUUGUGUUCUGGUACAACAUGCACGGAGGUGACAUUGGCACGCUGAACGUCUAUGCUAGUCAGGGAGGCUCCCGAGGAAAUCCACUGUGGUCGCGAGUAGGAGAUCAAGGACAGCGUUGGAUGCUCAGCACCAUUCACAUCACAACAGCUAUCUUGCAACACCCUGCUAGCCCCUCAAUAAAGAUGGUGUUUGAAGGUGUCAUGGAAUCUGGAUACCAAGGAGACAUUGGCCUUGAUGAUAUUGAGCAACACACGGGAUCCUGUUUGGAACAUGGAGGUUUGUGUGACUUUGAGGACAGCAAAAUCUGCGGAUUUACCAAUGAUGCAACUGCAGACUUCUCUUGGACAAGAGCCAGUGGUUCUACAGAUUCGUACGGAACUGGUCCCAAGUCUGACCACACCUAUGACUCCGCUGCAGGAUCCUACAUUUACACAGAAGCAUCUUCCCCCCGAGUGGCGGGAGAUGUCGCUCGUGUCAUUGGACCAGUGCAUAGUCCCACCACUGCGAAAUGCGCCAAGUUUUUCUACCAUAUGUAUGGCACUAGCAUGGGCACUCUGAAAGUGUAUCUUAAAAGCCAAAACCGACUGAACCCGCCUGUAUUGACGCUCAGUGGGAACCACAAGGAUUCUUGGCUGCCCGCCGAAUUUAACAUCAGCAGCAGCGUCAGUUACCAGAUUGUGUUUGAGGGAACGGUCAACGGAAUAGCCAGCGACAUGGCCAUUGAUGACCUCUCUAUUUCGGAUGGUCCUUGUCCUGCCCCGGGGUCAUGUGACUUUGAAAACGGUUUCUGCCUAUACAGCAACAGAGAGGGUACAGAUGAUUUCGACUGGGACAUCAAUCAAGAUCCAGCUGAUAACUUUUAUUCUAGCCGUGGCCCCUAUGCAGACCACACACUGGGAGUCCAGGGUCACUUCAUGAUAGCGUACUCAGAUAAGAGUAACAAGGGUGACACUGCGCAGCUCAUAUCAGAGGCACUACCCUCAACCAAUGGCUCAUGCCUGACCUUCUUUGUCUACUUCGACACUGGAUUCAUCACUUCAAUCUCUCAGGGGUCUUUGACUGUUCUCUUAGAUGAUGAUAUCUUAGGCGACAGCCACCUCAUACAUAAAAUGACAGUCAGCAAAUAUUCAGGAGCUUUUGUAUGGGAUCAAAAACAGUUGAACAUCACAUCCAGUAAGCCGUAUCAGAUCUUGUUUGAAGCCAAAACAGGAGACCCACUCUACGGUGACAUUGCUUUGGAUGAUAUUACAGUCAGUCCAGGGCUGUGCUCCGGACCUCCCCCGAGGUUUCAAUGUAGUGACGGCUCUGGGAAAUCUCUGCCAGCAGAUCAGGUGUGUGACUUCAAAGCCGAUUGUAACUCAGGCUCUGACGAAGCCCACUGCGGAAGUUGUACCUUUGAGCAGGAUACGUGUGGCCUGGCCAGUGUUUCUGAUGGUUCCUACCGCUGGAAGCAAGCCAAGGACUCGACAGCACCUGACGUGAUGGAGAGGUUUGGUGCGGAUCACACCUUUGGUAACACGAGUGGCCACUUUAUGUACGUGAGCGGAAGUUCCGGACGUUAUGAUAACUGGGCAACACUGGCCACACCGACUUUGCCACCAACGUAUGAGAAGUGCCAGCUUGAGUUCUACUACCAGCGCACAGGUGGCAACCUGAGAGUUUCUGUCCAGGUGGGAUCUCAUGUUGUGGAGCUGUGGACAGCCAGCAUUCCUUAUGUCACCAAGGGCUGGACCAAGGCUGAUAUCCUCAUUGGUCAUCACCAUGCCAACAUUGUUGUAUUUAUUGAAGGCACAAAAGAUUUUGCAAGCAAGGGUUCUGUAGCCAUUGAUGACAUCACAUUCGUCAACUGUGCUAGCCCGGCCGCCUCUUCCAGCCCUUGUGGAGCCAACCAGGUCAAAUGCCAAAACGGCGUGUGCAUUGAUGAAAUCUAUAUGUGUGAUUUGUCUGACGACUGUGGUGAUGGCACUGACGAGUCUCCUGCCAAUUGCUCCUCCUCUACUCAGUGCACCUUUGAAUCUGGCUUUUGUGGCUGGAUGCAAGACACUAAGGAUCAACUCGACUGGACGCGCAACAAAGGGAAAACACCGUCAUUUGCCACGGGCCCAUCUAUCGAUCAUACCACGGGACUAGACACGGGCUAUUAUAUUUACGUUGAGACAUCCAGUCCAGCUAUAACAGGCCAGAAGGCACGGCUGUUGAGUCCAGUCAUUGAUGCAGCUCAGACCUCUGAUGGUUGCCAUCUAACCUUCUAUUACCACAUGCUAGGCGCUACUAUAAAACCCUUGAAUAUCUACACAGCCACAGAGGAUGGUGGUUAUCCCAAUUUAAUUUUUACCAGACAAAGUUCAAGUCAAGACUUCUGGGAUCGGGAGAUUCUCUCCCUCAGCAGCAGCAAACCUUUCCGAGUGAUUCUGGAAGGCGUUGCUGGGUCUUUUGAAGGCGACAUGGCCAUUGAUGAUGUAUCACUGUCUUCUGGCUGUAAAAUGCUCUCUUCUGGUUCUACUCUUCCCACACCAGGCUAUGCUGUUAGCACUAUAAGCACCUUGGCUCCCUGCGCCAGUGGUAGUUUCCGUUGUAACAGUGGAGAAUGCAUCUCUCCGGCUUUUGUCUGCGAUUCCAAGAAAAACUGCGCUGAUAAUUCAGAUGAACUGAUCUGCGGCAAUUGCACGUUUGAAGCAGGUCUAUGUGGCUGGAAGUACGCAAGCUCAGGUCCAUACAGAUGGUCCAUGAGCUACCUUCAGAUGAUGGGAGUAGCUGGGCCAAGGACUGACGUCAAUGUGCAGACAUCCAAAGGACAUUACAUUUAUGUUCGGCCAGAUUAUGGUCUUUUGUCGUCACCAGCUGUGAUCCGCUCGCCUCCCCUUGGGCCCAUUGGUAGUACAUGCACAUUGAAGUUCAAGUACCAUAUUGGACAACGUGCUGGUAGGCUCAAUGUCUCUGUUGGAAUAGGAGGUAACAUGGUGCUAGUGUGGACCAGGCCCAGCUCCGCAAUAAGCUGGAGUUCUGUCUCUGCUUACAUUGGACGCUUUGCUGGCCCCAUGCCUGAAGGGGCCCAGGUUGAAAUUUCCUUUGAAGCCGAUCAGACUAGGACUGCAAGCAAUCAAGAUUACGCUGCCAUUGAUGACAUUGUUUUUGAGUACUGUAGAGCUGCAGAACGCCCACCCAGUUUGGCUUGCAGUUUUGACUCAAACACUUGCAACUGGAAACAAAAAAAUGGGGAUGUUUUUGAUUGGACAAGACAAACGGGCUCGAGCUUUAUAUUUGGCACAGGUCCAAAAAGUGGACAUGGAGGCAGGGGGUAUUACAUGUAUGUGGUAGACGAUAUGUCCCGCAAGGCAAAUGACACAGCAGAUCUUGUAAGCCUUCAAGCCCCUGCUACUGAUCCCUCUGGCUUCUGCUUCUCGUUCUGGGCAUAUAUGCAUGGAUAUGAUAUUGGUACCUUACAGUUGAAGGCUACUUAUGAUUAUGGUACUGAUGAUGUUUUGUGGUCACAUACAGGGACUGUUGGUGACCGGUGGUUUCAGCAAAACGUCUUCGUCAACAUGACCAAAGGGUACAAAUUACUUUUCAGAGCCACUGUAGCAGGCUCUUUUGGUGGUGGUGGUAUUGCCAUUGAUGACAUUGCAACUACUCGUGGAAAAUGUCCAUCGCUGCGAGAGUGCACCUUUGACUUCGGCUUCUGUGACUUGGUGCAAGAGACUAACGAUGACUUUGACUGGUCUCUUGGAAGUAGGUUAACCGCAUCAUCUGGUACAGGCCCAAGCACCGACCACACCUUUGGCUCAAGUUCUGGACAGUACGCCUAUAUUGAUGUGUCUGGAAAAACCCAAAAUCAAACUGCUGUCUUAAAGACAAAAACAUAUCAUCUCUACUCUGCCUGCUUGACUUUCUGGUAUCAUAUGUAUGGCUCAGAUAUUGGAGCUCUGAGGGUGUACAAAAAGUUGGGCAACUAUUCACGGUCUCAAAUCUGGCAUCUGGAAGGGGAUCAAGGAAACACAUGGAACAGAGCCACUGUAAAAGUAUAUGGCAGAAGUUCACCCUUGGAGUUUCAAUUUGAAGGUGUAGUUGGAAAGUCUUAUAAGGGAAACAUCGGAAUUGACGAUAUAUCUGUUGAGUAUGGCUCUUGUCCAAGUCCUGCUAAUUGUAAUUUUGAUAAUGGCUUUUGUGGCUUUGUUAAUGUGCAGGGCAGCGACAAGUUUGACUGGGAGCUGAACAGAGGUCCCACAGGCUCUCUCCAGACAGGUCCGCAAGUUGAUCACACGAGAGGGACGUCCUUGGGUACCUACACAUUCAUUGAGACUUCGCGAAGCUUGAGACUUGGAGACAAUGCUAUUUUAAAGAGUGAUCCUGUACAGUUCUCCGGCUCCACAAGCUGCUUGGAGUUCUGGUACAACAUGUAUGGAGCUGGAAUUGGUAACCUGACUGUGUACACAAGGUCAUCCUCUAGCAAUGUGACUAAUAAAAAAUGGGACUUGGGUGGGGAUCAAGGAAAUUCUUGGAAAAUAGCCAGGGUGGCACUUACAGAGUCUAGUCCGUUUGAGAUUAUGUUUGAGGCUACCUAUGGUGGGAACUACACAGGAGAUAUUGCUAUAGAUGAUGUGAGGACUUUUGGCUAUCGCUGUCCAACGGUGUACACCCCAAGACCUACAACACCACAAAGUACAUUAGCAAGUUAUCCUCCAACAUCUUUGAACUGCGACUUUGAGGAAGGAUUUUGUUUGUGGAAACAAAGCAAGACGGAUGACAUAGAUUGGUAUACUAGAAGUGGUCAAUUCACUCAGCUUUCUGGGCCACCUUCUGAUCACACACAUGAGGAUGCCAGUGGUCACUACAUAUAUGUGAGGGGGACUGGUCAAGGAACAAAUAUAGCCAUGCUAGAGAGCCCGACUGUUGCAAUUUCUAGUGGAGGAAUUUGCUUUAAGUUCUGGUACUUCAUGUAUGGAACAACAGUGGAUGGACUCAGCAUCUACGCCAAGUCAUCAUACGGCAUAAGAGAACUGCUCUGGACUCGGUUUGGCACUCGAGGCCCAGAAUGGAAGUUUGCUCAAGUACAUGUCCAGGAUAUGAAUGGGGAUACACAUGUCGUCAUCCAAGGUUCUGGUGGCUCAAGCUUUACAAGCAUAAUCGCUGUGGACGAUGUCAGCAUGAAUCAAGGGGACUGUCCGCAUCAACCUGGUUGUGACUUUGAAGACGGUCUUUGUAACUUUCAUCAGUUGGCAGGAGAUGACUUUGACUGGACCCUCAAAACAUCUAGGACUUUAAGCGUUAACACAGGGCCCCAGACAGAUCACUCUUUCUUGACAAGAGAAGGCCACUACAUUUAUACCGAGGCAUCCUCCCGAACCCCUGGUCAGUCAGCAAAGAUUGAGACACCUUUGCUUGAUCCUACCACAGCCUCUUGCCUGGUCUUUUGGUAUUCUAUGAAUGGUGCAGGGAUGGGUACUCUAAAUCUCUUGCAGUAUGAAGAUGGCACCUUGGAACAAUCUGCCCAAGAAAUCUGGUCUCAAUCUGGUCCUCAAGGCACUCGAUGGCAUCAAGCCACAGUCACGGUGUCGGACAGUCUGCACUUCCGCAUCAUCUUUGAAGGAAUUAUGGGUAGCAAUUAUACUGGUGACAUUGCACUUGAUGACAUCAUCUUAAUGCCAGGGAUGUGCCCAGGUCUGGGAACUUGUGACUUUGAAGGGGAAUUGUGCACCUGGACCAACAGCGAGGAUGAUGAUGACCUUGACUGGAUCAGACGAAGGAGUUUCUCCACCUAUAUGACCUAUGGUCCAAAUUUGGACCACACUCAGAAUACCAUCUACGGGGGCUCCAUGGUGAUGUCAAGGAUCUCAAACUUUGCGCAAGGCUCAACAGCACGCUUGACAUCUCCUACUCUGAGUGCACACACUGACUACUGCCUCAACUUUUGGUUUUACACAAGCGGCCAAGGCCAGGGCUCUCUAAAUGUCACAGUGGUGCCUAUGUCACAGCUGGCUGCCAAUAGCACUCUGCUGAGCAUCCCGGACACCAGUACCAGAAUGUGGAAGGUGCAACGUGUGACACUGAAGGCUCUAGAUGAGGAGUUUACUGUCGUCUUGCUGGGAAUUAUUGGCAAUUCUAGGUCUCGUUUUAUUGCUCUUGAUGAUAUUAGCAUACAAAAUGGAACCUGUGAGUCUCUGCCAAUGCCAGCGCAAACUAAAAAUGCCUUCCACUGCAGCAAAGACAACAAGUAUUUGACUCUCUCCCAAGUCUGUGACUUUGUCUAUGAUUGCUCUGAUGGUGAGGAAGAGAAAGAUUGUGGCUAUGAUUGCAGUUUUGAUAGCUCUGAGUGCAAAUGGAAAAAUGCGAGAUUCAGAUACAGCCAAAAAUGGGAAAUAAUCAGUGGACUAAAUUCUUCAAGAGGCCCAGACUUUGACCACACUCUGGGAUCAGCAAAUGGCAACUACUUGUCUUCUUCAUCGUCUGGUUCUAGUUUCCAAGAAAUCAGUUACAACAGUCCUUUGCUGCGGAGAUCUGCUCCAACUUGUGAGCUUGUGUUCUACCUCUAUGCAGAAAGUACAAAUCCCGGACAUUUUAGGGUCAAGAGAAAGGAGGGAGUACAGACAGUGACACUUUGGACAACUGAAGCUUCCCUUGGAAAUAGCUGGCUGCAACAAGUGAUACCACUGGGUAGCUCUAGUGCAACCUUUUCUGUGAUCUUUUCUGAAAGUACUAAUUAUGGCUAUAACUCUUUCUCUGUAGAUGACAUAAAGUUCAGAAACUGUGGCUAUCCUCAACCUGGUGACAGCUGUAAGGGACUCAACACGUUCAAGUGUAAGAAUGGAGCUUGCAUCAACCCGAGCCUGAAGUGUAAUUUUAUUAACGAUUGUGGAGAUGGCAGUGAUGAGAAUUCAACAACGUGUGCCUCUUUCCAUAGGUGUAAUUUUGAAGUCGAUUUCUGCAAUUGGACUCAAGAGGCCUAUGCAGAUAAUUUGGACUGGUCUCGGAAAAGCCAGGAUACUUCCAAAUAUCACGUUUUUUCAACAUUUCAAGACCAUACAAUUUCUGAGCCCUCCGGCCAUUAUCUCAGUCUCCAGGACUCUCAACAGUUUGCUGGGGACAAAGCCUGGCUACUGAGUCCUAUUUUGGACCAAACUUCACCUGGCUGUUACAUGAUUGUCCAUAUACACAUGUCUGAUGAAGAUGUAGGAAAUUUCAACAUCUACACUCGCACGGCUGUGGGGGGAUUCCUGUCUAAAGUGUUUAGUGUCCCGAGUCCUCCUGGUAAUUUCUGGAAGUCUUACAGGAUUCCUCUUAGCAGCACCACUCUCUUCCAGGUUGUUCUAGAAGCAGUAUUAGGCUAUUCGAGCACUGGCAUCUAUGGUGCCACUGACGCCAUAGGCUUAGAUGAUAUCAUCUUUUCUUCAGGCUGCAAGCUUUCCAUGACACAGCAGCUACCAACACUGAUUAUACCCUCCUCUACGGCUGCUACUAUUCCUAAUCCAUGUGGUGAUGACAGGCAGUGGCAGUGUGCUGACAAGAGCAAGUGCAUCCGAUUGUCUCAGAAAUGUGACUUCAGCUAUGACUGUCAGGAUCACUCCGAUGAACAGAACUGCGGAGCUUGUGAUUUUGAAACCUCACAGUGUGGCUGGAGGGACAUGAGCAGUGGUGAAUACAUCUUCAGCCGAGUCAAUUCCUCUUCAACAGAUGUGAUGAUCAAGCCAAGUCAUGACCACACGGUAGGUCAAGGUGGAACUGGCUGGUUCCUCCUGGUUCGAGACACUGGGCUUGGCUAUGCCAGCUACUCAAUUUUGGAGUCUCCCAUAUAUGGGGCCACAGAAGCCGGAUGUGAAAUUCAGUUUUAUUACAUGAUGGAAUAUACAGCUGGCCGUCUCAGGGUGUACCUGUAUCCAAAAGAUACCAAUGACUACAGGUCUGUCCAAGGAGCUAUCCUCCUCAGCUCUCCAUAUGCAUUCUCUACUUGGAAUAAGAGGACUAUUGGUAUAGGGUCGAGAGCUCCCGGAUUUAAGAUAAUCUUCAGAUAUGAGUAUAAGAGUGCUCCCACUUCCUAUAGCCUUGCCAUUGAUGACAUAUCUUUCAGCAAGUCUUGCUUCAAAACCCAAAGCACUGGAAGCUGUGGAAGUGGCCAGUUUGAAUGUAGCGGUUCUUCUGAGUGCAAACCAUCAGGUGUUAAAUGUGAUCUCGCGAAAGAUUGUGCCAAUGGCUUUGAUGAACAAAAGUGCAAUUCAUACACUCUUUGUGAUUUUGAAAGGGGCACAUGUGGCUUUGUAAUUUCCAGAACAUUGCAACUGAACUGGGGCUUGAUAAAAGGCCAGUACCAAACAGGAGCAGUUGGCCAUCUGGCACGAGAUCAUACAUAUGGUAAUCAGACUGGAGGCUUCAUGUAUAUAAACACUCGUUUUGAUUCUGGAGUCAAUGACACAGCUAGACUAAAGAGCAGGAUAUUUUUCCCUCAUCCAAAUGGAAAAUGUGAAAUGCGUUUUUUCUAUUAUGCCCAAAGUAAUGUAACCACUAGACUAAAUGUUUAUACCGAGACCCAGGAAGGAGGAGCGUUGUCUCUAAAGUGGUCUUUACCUGCACAGACAGGUGAUGAAUGGAAGAAAGCAGUGGUCACUCUGGAUGACUCCAGCCUUUUCCGUGUGGUAAUUGAUGGGACUCCAGGCUCAGUGAGCUCCAACAUUGGCUUAGAUGAUUUUUCUUUCACUCCUGAAUGUCUUCCUGCCACUCGUGUCUACUCAUUACCUGAUGCUAGGCCUCGAGUGUCCUCCACGGGUUCCUGUACUCAUGCUUCAGGCCCAGGUUUUCUCUGUGAUGGCAAGUGUAUGCCACUUAAGGCAAUGUGUGAUUUCCACCAGGACUGCACUGAUGGCACAGAUGAGAAAGACUGCCCUUCUUCUUGUGACUUUGAGAGUGGUAUGUGUGGCUGGCGAACCCAGGCUACCAGAAGCUCCUACUCCUGGGUCAGAACACCAGGCAAUACCUUCAACUAUAAUGACCAUAAGCCGGGCACAGCAAAUGGCCACAUCUUGUAUCCCAAAGCCAACACAUCAUUGUACUCUGCUUAUACUGCUCUUGAGUCUCCCAUCUUCAGCACGCAAAACCGUCUUUGUUCUUUCUCAUUCUGGUAUCGAGCUGAGAGAAGGCCAUCUAUGUUUAGUGUAGGGCUUAGACAGAGAGGUUUCGAUACUUUCUUGUGGCCCCUUACUUUGGAUUCUCGAGUUUCUGGUUUGACAAACUGGACUAAAGCCUCUGUAAAGAUCCCAUCUUGUGCAGCUGACAGUCAGAUUAUAUUCAACCUGAAAAGUUACCGUCACACUGGCGUUCCUGAUAUAUUUCUUGAUGAUUUUGCUUUUGAGCACUGUGAGCGUCCAGCCAUAAGACAGUGUAAGGUUGGAGAAUUUACUUGUACUGAUGGUUCUUGUAUUCCAGAGGACCAAAAAUGUGACCUCAGCCGGGAUUGUUGCGAUGGCUCUGAUGAAGCGGAUGGUGUCUGCUAUCCGUUUUCUUAUUCGACAUUUGAAAAUGGUCUCGGUGACUGGAAAACCAAAAUUAGCACUGGUGUAGAGUGGUCAAUAAGACAACCGCUUAUUUCAAGUAUAUCAUACUCUUACCCUAGUUCGAGCAGGGCAACGCAUGACCACACAACUAUGUCUCAGUUUGGCCAUUACCUGUCCUCAGGUAGCAUAUACUCAUCAUAUCUUUAUAAUUCAACGUCUUCUAUUUCCCGUAGUAUGCCUGCAAUAGAUCAAGUGUGUGAGGUCCGUUUCUGGUAUUUGACAGCUGGCAUGGACUCUGGAAAGCUUUCUAUUUACACAGAGACUAGCAGUGGUCUGAAAAAAUACCGCAAGAUAAUCAAUGCCGAGGUGACAGGACAGUGGAAAAAAGAGAAAUUCUCUUACACUCUCAAUGAUGUGCAUCAGCUUGUCUUUGAAUCUGUCAAUGGAAAAGGUGCAUCAAGCUCAAUGAAUGUUGAUGACAUUAUCUUCAGUCCCUUCUGUAAUCUGCCAGCCUCACCACCGCCUACAGGAUCACCUACCACAGCCAAACCACAGAUCACCUCUCCCAAACCCGCAUGCCCCGGGGGAAAUUUCCGCUGUGUUACAAGUGGCACCUGCAUCAAUCAGAAGAACGUCUGCAACUUCCACAAAGACUGCAGCGAUGGCAGUGACGAAGCUGUGUGCCACGAUCUGAAGGUGUGCUCAUUUGACUCGAACCUUUGCUCCUGGAUGGAGAUGCAAGUAGACAACCUGGACUGGCAGCAGGGCCAGCCCUCUUCAAUCCCGGAAAGCAAAGGACCCCGUAGAGAUAGCGCUGGCACCAGUGGUGGCUACGUCUACCUCAAUGAUAAGAACAAUGGCAACACAGCCGGCCAGGUUGCUAGCUUGACCAGUGGACAGUUCAAACUGGCGGCAGCUGAAUGUGUUCUCAGUUUCCGUUACUUUAUGUCAGGCUCUGGAGCAGGUCGUCUCAACCUCAACAUCAACUCUGCAGGCUUAACAACUACUCUCUGGACUCAAACAAAGAGUGCUGGUCAGUGGACCCACGUUAAUGUCGGAAUUGGCAGGCGCACGUCACCAUUCACCCUCAGUUUUAACAGAGCCCAGUCAUCCAGCUUCUCAGGACAGAUGGCGCUGGACAGUUUGGAAUUCAAAGGUUGCGGACUGCCCCAAUCCUCCGGUGCGUGCUCAAAUGAUAAGUUCAAGUGCACCAGUUCUGGAGCGUGCGUGAGCAAAAUGUUGACUUGCAAUCUCCAAGACGACUGCGGUGACAAAUCAGACGAGACUGAUGCCAGUCUCCAUUGUGACAAAUACACUUCCCUCACGUUUGAGACGUCAAUGGGGGGUUUGCAGCAGGUGACUUCUGAGCAGCUGGACUGGCAAAGAUGGGACUCCAGCCAGCCUCUGAUCCCUGGUCUGUCUGGCAUUGACCACAGCACCAGUCUGUCUUCCGGACACUACCUCUUUGUGAAAGGUCAACCCAACACGGGAACUGGGGACAGUGCCUGGCUCGUAACUGAUGUUUUUGGCGCUACAACACCUGCCAAGUGUGAGGUGAGUUUCUUUGCCCUGAUUCCCUCGUCAAAGCAAAGCAUCAAGGUUGGACUGAGGACUCACAGCAAUGGAGGCCCAGACUUGCACCUGCACCUCACUACCUCAGUGGCAGGUACCUACUGGCAGCUGAUGAUGACCUCUGUCAUUUCAAAUAGCCCAUUCCAGCUCAUCUUCCAGGGGACCCCCGGUGACCCUGACGGUGCUUUGGCUAUUGAUGACGUCGUCUUUGGACCAGGAUGCAUACUCGAGAAAAGUCUACCCCUUCCAUCGUGGCCGGUGACAAAAGCAGCUUGUGUGACUGGCCAGUUUGCCUGCACAACUGAUAACAAGUGUAUCUCUUUUUCUAAGAAGUGCGAUGCCGUUGCAGACUGCUCUGAUUCAGCUGAUGAAAAAGGAUGCAACUGCACCAAUUAUUGCUCCAAUGGUGGCCAAUGUCUUCAAGACUCGAAUCAAAUCAGAAAAUGCCGCUGUGUUGGAGGCUUUGGUGGGCCCAGAUGUAAAGUUCCUGCAAAAUCGUCCACACCAACUCCUCGUCCAGUAACACCUACACCAGCACCAAGAACUAACGCCCCAAGCUCUACUCCUGCGCCUGGUCCCAAGUUCAGUAGCGAAAACCCACCUCCAGUUAGUUCUACACCUACUCCUGUCUCUAGGCGCUCUGGCCAGGCUCUCACUGGUGGUGGAAAUGAUGACUGGAAGCCUGCAGUUGGUGUGGUCGUCCCUCUGGUUCUUGUAGUCAUCGUUUGUGUUUCUGUUUAUGUCUACUUACGCAAGACCAACAAAGUUCCGGCCGUCAACUGGACAUCCAUCAGUGCCAGACUCCCAGGUUCUAGCUUCCGAAGGUUAGGCCGAAGAAAUGAUCAGAGCGAAGAGGGAGGCCUGAAUAACCCGAUCUAUGACUACGGCAGUGGAGGAGGGUACGCCAUGCAGGAUAUAGAGCCUCCAUCUUUGGAGGAACAGAAAGAGAGCUACAACGCUGGCACGGGUGUCCAGUUAAGCAAUGCUUCCAUGUCUUUGGAGAACCCUAUGUACCAAGAACAAGGCAAUUCGGAUGCUUAGACUGGUUCACCAAGGACAGCAUCACUUUGAUGUCAACGACCCUUGUUUGAUUAGCUUUCCCAGUUGAUUUUUCUUGAUUGAUUUCUUGUAAUUGUUAUUGAGAGAAUUAUGUAUGAUUUAACCGUACCCCUUGUCCCAAAUCACUUGAAUUUUAUUUAUUAUUGUUAUUUAGAGAAUUAUGUAUGAUUUAAAUGUACCCAUUGUCUCAAAUUGCUUGAAUUUUUUCCCUCUUUCUUUUUAAUCCAUUUUGUAGUCUAAUGAACUUUUGUUUGUUUUAUUUUUUUACUGAUUGUUAAAACAUUUUAAAAAUAAUACAUGAUUGAACAAUAAACCAAUAAUAGCAUUCCUUUA